AUGUCGACUCACCAAAAUAUGCUCGCAUCUGAUUAUUUAAUAGCAGUUUUCGCAAAAAGGGGAAUUAAUGGAACUUUCCUGACUACGACGCUUCAAAAGUGUAAUCGAGUUGAUUUAUUGUCAUCACAUACAAUGGAGGUUUUCUCCUCGAAACUAGGAAAAAGAUUAUUUGAAAAUAAAAACUAA
Molecule: messenger RNA, 186 nt
Organism: Clunio marinus
Lineage: Eukaryota; Metazoa; Arthropoda; Insecta; Diptera; Chironomidae
Source: the annotation of a GenBank genome assembly